AUGCUCUGCCUGCAUCAGGACGAAGAUGGGAAGGAAAUGUGUGAUAAACUGUCGUGUCGGGGAGGUAGGAGCCUGGGUGAGCAUAAGUCCAACAUCCGCUUUUUCACAAGCACGUGGGAAGGUGUCGCCUCUCUUGCAGGCUUCGUGGUCCAGGGCUCCAACGGCGAGUUCCCCUUCCUGACCAGCAGUGAGCGCCUGGAGGUGGUGAGCCGCGUGCGCCAGGCCCUGCCCAGGGACAAGCUCCUGCUAGCCGGCUCGGGCUGCGAGUCCACUCAGGCCACGGUGGAGAUGACGGUGAGCAUGGCCCAGGUCGGGGCUGACGCCGCCAUGGUGGUGACUCCUUGCUACUAUCACGGCCGCAUGAACAGCGCCGCCCUCAUUCACCACUACACCAAGGUUGCUGACCUGUCUCCAAUUCCCGUGGUGCUCUACAGUGUCCCAGCCAACACGGGGCUGGACCUGCCUGUGGAUGCGGUGGUCACACUUUCCCAGCACCCGAAUAUCGUGGGCAUCAAGGACAGCGGUGGUGAUGUGACCAGGAUUGGGCUGAUUGUUCACAAGACCAGGAGGCAGGAUUUCCAGGUGUUGGCUGGAUCGGCUGGCUUCCUGCUGGCCAGCUAUGCCGUGGGAGCUGUGGGGGGCGUGUGUGCCCUGGCCAAUGUCCUGGGGGCUCAGGUGUGCCAGCUGGAGCGACUCUGCCUCACAGGGCAAUGGGAGGAUGCCCAGAAGCUGCAGCACCGCCUCAUCGAGCCAAACACUGCG
Lipotes vexillifer (Yangtze River dolphin) is the source of this 762-nucleotide messenger RNA. RefSeq names its product 4-hydroxy-2-oxoglutarate aldolase, mitochondrial-like. Gene Ontology annotation, molecular function: (R,S)-4-hydroxy-2-oxoglutarate aldolase activity; 4-hydroxy-tetrahydrodipicolinate synthase activity. Gene Ontology annotation, cellular component: mitochondrion. The record is from RefSeq and is a predicted model, not a curated record. NCBI's taxonomy places the organism in Eukaryota, Metazoa, Chordata, Mammalia, Artiodactyla, Lipotidae. The annotation marks the transcript as partial. The transcript is spliced from 5 exons. Gene Ontology annotation, biological process: glyoxylate catabolic process.